This is a messenger RNA of Linnemannia hyalina, 576 nucleotides long. The record is from the annotation of a GenBank genome assembly. NCBI's taxonomy places the organism in Eukaryota, Fungi, Mortierellomycota, Mortierellomycetes, Mortierellales, Mortierellaceae.
AUGUCCAAAGAGCACUGCCACUACUGCUUCGACUCACUCGUCGCUCACUUUGACGGACGGCCCGUUUCACCACCCGCAUUCGACGACAGCCCUCCAUUAUUCGUGACAUGGUCGACAAGCGGGGACGGGACAACAAGGGACCUGAGACUUCGUGGGUGUAUCGGGAACUUUAGUGCCAUGCCUUUGCACUCUGGCCUCAAGGAAUAUGCCCUUACCAGCGCAUUCAAGGAUGGACGGUUCCCACCGAUGGAAAGGAAAGAGCUCCCAUCGCUUGUUUGUGGAGUCUCACUCCUGGUUGACUUUGAAAAUGGUGACGACUAUCUCGACUGGGAGGUUGGCCGGCAUGGAAUUUGGAUUGAAUUCAGGGACGCCAGGGGCCGCAAGAAGACUGCAACAUAUCUGCCGGAGGUGGCUAAGGAGCAAGGAUGGACUAAGGAGAAGGCUAUCGAGUCGUUGCUGCGGAAGGGAGGCUAUCGGGAAGUGAUCAGUCAAGAAUUCUUGGACUCUGUCAUCUUGACACGUUACCAAAGCCGUAAGGCUCAAAUCACCUAUCAGGACUAUGUCGAUACUUUGUGA